GAAAAAAAAUAAUAGUACUGUAAUUAGUUUGGGAUGCGAAAAGAAAAGAAAAGGUGGGGUAAAAGGGAUCCAAUCCAGUGGUAGAUGAGAUGAGGUGAAAUGAGACUGGAUCAUAGCAUUGAUGAUAGUUGAGAGUGAGUGAGUUAAUAUGUUAUCAUUGUUAUGGUGAAAGUGAAACCAAACACCGAAGCUGUUGAGUGAUUUUCAUUGAUCCAGAUCGUGUCUGUUCUACGUACGAUGUACAGCGGCUCCAGCGACGGCGAAAGCCAUGACGCCCCUCAGAGUCAGAGGAAAAUUCCGCCGGCAUCCUCCAUGCUUUGGGUCCGCAAUCUUCGCCGUUUCAUCGGAUCCGGCGCCGGCCUCGGAUCCGAAGCCUUGAUGGAGCUUGAAACUAAGAGAAUUUUGCUCGACAUUUUUAAGGAAAAGCAGAAGAAAACCGCCGAAGCUGCUACAAUUCCCACUUUCUACAAGAAGAAACCUGAAGAUGGAUCAAUCAGUCAUAGAGUUCAGAGAUUGGCAAAGUAUCGCUUUCUAAGGAAACAAUCCGAUCUUUUGCUGAAUGCUGAUGAUUUGGAUGCAAUGUGGGUGUGCUUAAGAGAGAACUGCGUCAUUGAUGAUGCUACUGGUGCAGAAAAGAUGAAUUAUGAAGACUUUUGCCACAUUGCCUCUGUAUGUACAGAACAAAUAGGUCCUAAAUGCCGGCGGUUUUUCAGUCCUUCAAACUUUAUGAAGUUUGAGAAAGAUGAGCAGGGAAGAAUUGCCAUUCUACCCUUUUACCUUUAUGUGAUGCGAACGGUUUCACUUACGCAGGCAAGAAUUGAUAUGAGUGAGCUUGAUGAGGAUUCUGAUGGUUUCCUUCAGCCACAUGAAAUGGAGGCCUAUAUACGAGGUCUGAUACCCAACUUGGCACAGUUACGUGACAUGCCAGCUGCCUUUGUUCAAAUGUAUUGUCGUAUUGCUGCACACAAAUUCUUCUUCUUUUGCGAUCCUCAUAGACGAGGAAAAGCUUGCAUCAAGAAAGUUUUGCUUAGUAAUUGUCUCCAGGAACUCAUGGAGCUUCACCAGGAAAGUGAAGAAGAAGUCACGGACACAGAGCAAGCCGAAAACUGGUUCUCUUUGACUUCUGCUCAACGCAUAUGUGACAUGUUUCUUGCUCUUGAUAAAGAUACAAAUGGGACAUUAAGCAAGCAGGAGCUGCGAGAAUAUGCAGAUGCGACUCUGGCUGAUAUUUUUAUUGAGAGAGUAUAUGAUGAACAUGUUCGACGUGGAAAGAGUGGUGGUGGGAACGCCCGAGAGAUGGAUUUCGAGAGUUUCCUGGACUUUGUUUUGGCUUUAGAAAACAAAGACACCCCUGAAGGCUUGACAUACUUGUUUCGAUGCCUUGAUCUUCAAGGAAGGGGUUACCUCACUACUGCUGAUGUUCACUCCCUUUUCAGAGAUGUACACCAUAAAUGGAUUGAGGGUGGCAACUAUGAACUUUGUAUCGAAGAUGUAAGGGAUGAAAUCUGGGAUAUGGUUAAGCCAGAAGAUCCACUCAAAAUAACAUUGGCAGACCUACUGGCCUGCAAACAGGGUGGAACUGUAGCCAGCAUGCUCAUAGAUGUACGUGGUUUCUGGGCUCAUGACAAUAGAGAAACUCUUCUCCAGGAGGAGGAACCGGAGGAAGAAUAACUCUGAUCGGAGACUUGCUAACAUAAAACUGCUGAUACAACUUUUCAACUUAGGAUUCCUCACAAGAUGUAACACCGCUCAUAUGUUUGAAUUAUUAAAUGUGGAAUUAGUUGUGUUUGUCGGCAUUUUAACUGUAAAAUCAUCAUAAAUUAGUGUGUAUGUAGUAUAGCCAUGGGUUCGAAGUUCGAUCGUAAACUUUAGCCAAAUGCUUAUGAUUGAAUACAAAGUGAUGAUAUUGCUUUGUUAUCUAUGCUAAGUGAUGUAUAAUACCUCCUGAA
Messenger RNA from Glycine soja, 1949 nucleotides. Its product is annotated as probable serine/threonine-protein phosphatase 2A regulatory subunit B'' subunit TON2. Lineage: Eukaryota; Viridiplantae; Streptophyta; Magnoliopsida; Fabales; Fabaceae. Gene Ontology annotation, biological process: regulation of dephosphorylation; microtubule cytoskeleton organization; cortical cytoskeleton organization. Gene Ontology annotation, molecular function: calcium ion binding. The record is from RefSeq and is a predicted model, not a curated record. Bases 238 to 1671 code for a protein of 477 amino acids. The transcript is spliced from 12 exons. Gene Ontology annotation, cellular component: spindle; centrosome.